Molecule: messenger RNA, 1980 nt
Organism: Trichoderma aggressivum f. europaeum
Lineage: Eukaryota; Fungi; Ascomycota; Sordariomycetes; Hypocreales; Hypocreaceae
Exons: 2
Coding region: 1-1980 (659 amino acids)
Cellular component (GO): Ino80 complex
Source: RefSeq, a predicted model, not a curated record
AUGGCCGCCUCGCCCAGCUCAGCGGACGCCGCGUCAGAUGUAGAGCACCCGAGCUCUCCUGCUCCAGAAACCAAGUCGUUUGCUUCGCGCGCCGAAGUCGACGACGAAGACACCAUCAUCGCAACCCCUUCCGAGGCCGCUGAGAAGCCCUCCAGGAGCAAGGGCAAAGGAAAAGACAAGGACAAGGACAAGGACGCGCAGCCUCAGAUUGGCAAGAUCCGACAUUUGAAGAAGGAGGAUGGAGAGCCUCUGUGGCGCAAAGAUAUCCAGUACGACUUCUUGAGGGCCGUCUUCGACAACGAACAAAAGGUCUUCACCAACUCGUACGACACUGAACUAGAGAAGCAAUGCUUUGCCGACUUGUACAUCGACACCAUGGCGCGCAGUUCCAAGACGAGCAAAGUGCUGAGGGACAAGUUGAUGAAUGACCGAGAAGCUGCCAAGGGCAUGGCAAUGGUCUGUUUGCUGGUCAACAUGGGCCGCAUGAACACGACUCUCAACUUCUUUCCUGAGAUGCGAGCGCAGCUGCGGACAUAUCACGCCAUUCCUUCUCUCCAAGCGCAGCAAGAUCCUCACGCCUACAAGCAGCUGCAAGACGCCCCGCGUCUAAAGUCCAUCCUCAAGGGCGGCGCGGAAGAUCGGGACGAGCCGAAUUCCCUGGACAAGAUCAAGCAGAGAGGGAUUCCUCGCACCAAUCCCGUCAACCUCAUUUUUGUAAUGUGCAACUCGGCGCAAAAAGUCGCAGAGUUGCAUUUCCCGCUCCAUCGCGAAUUUCACGACGUCGUUAUGAAAACCCAAUACACUAGCAUGUCGAGAGCAAAGGCCUUUCUGUGGCUAAUGUGGUUCUACCUCGAAUCUGAUUUUACAGAGGAGGGGUGUGAGGAGAAUCCUUUCGGCCCUGGCGUAGACUACGGUCUCGAUGUCGCCAACCAAGGUGUCCCUAAGCUCGAAGAAAUGACCGAGGAGCAGGAAGCCGCAGAGAAUGUUGACCCAGCUGUCGAGAUUGAGUUUGGCCACGAGAAACAGAAAAUCCGUGCCACAAUCUUGGAAAUGGAUCAUCAAUUCCUAACAGAGCGAGAGAAGCGUGGCAAGGCCCGACCAUCGCUGGCAGAUGAGGGCCCUGCGAUUUUGCCCCGAAUCAGGCCUUCCAAGCAUGAAUCUGACAUUGAGAGUACGCGAUCGACACCUCCCCCAAGAGCACUAGCCCGAACGAUCGCGGUCAUGAAUGGACGUAGAACGGCUCCUCUCAAGUAUCAGAUUUUCGAAGGUUCCUCGCCUGCUCGCCACGGAAACGAGAGUGGCGUUGUCGCCAGAAAGCCUCGCCCACCGACAGCACAUCAGCUUGCCGUUGAGCGAAACCGAAGCCAAAGAGUAGAAUACAUUCUUGACCGUGGCCUUCGAAAACACCAUCACAAAAGCAGAAAGGUCCGGCGACAAGAGGGUGCCAUUGUGAGAACAUAUCGGCGUCUGAAAGCUCAAGCUGAUCCUUUCGAGGACAGCGACGGCGAGGGCCAUACCCCACGCAACUUGCCUGCCAAUGGUGAUAAAGGCGGCAAUGCCUUUAGAGAAAGGGGCAUAGGCGGGCUCUGCCUCUUGGCCACCGAUAAGGACGACUAUGGCGAAGAGGUGAGCUCGUAUGCCGCCUCCAUCCGACGAUCAACGCGCCGUCUGGCUCGUUGGCGAGGGCACGAAGACGAGCUUGGCGUGAUUGCCGUGAUCAAGAAGCCCAAGCCGCCCACGGCCAACGAGAAUGGCAACGGUGAGAAUUUGAUUGAUGGAUCGGACCUCCUUGCCGCCGAGCAUGCCGAUCCCAAUGUCAACGGCAAUGCGUCCAGGGACGAUGACAAGGACGUGAAUGGCGACGCUGCCAUGCUGGAUGACGUGGACAUGGAAGAUGUCGACAACGCGGCGAUUGUGGAUGAAGACGUUGACGACGCGGAUAAGACAGAGGAGGCCAUGGCGGACUCGGAUGGGGAGUAA